Molecule: messenger RNA, 885 nt
Organism: Ustilaginoidea virens
Lineage: Eukaryota; Fungi; Ascomycota; Sordariomycetes; Hypocreales; Clavicipitaceae
Exons: 1
Coding region: 1-885 (294 amino acids)
Source: RefSeq, a predicted model, not a curated record
AUGUCUCAUUCUCUGCCUGUUCAUUUCUUUGACAUUGAAUCCAAUCUCCCAGGUAUAGAUACAGCCCUCAAGACAGUUUCUCUUUCUUAUGAAACGCCGAGUAACCCCAUGCCAUUAGUCCCUUUCAAGUCAUGGUCCUCCAGUACACUGAAGAUCCGAAUGGUCCUCAACUAUAAGAAUAUUCCGUAUACGCAAAGCUACACAUCGUAUCCCGACAUUUGUCCACUUCUCCAAAGUCUCGCUGUCCUACCUCACACCAAGGGCAGACUGACGCAUACCCUUCCCGCAAUCUCUCAUCCAGAUUCAAUUAAAGACAAUCCGACCGGCACCAUGAUGGAUUCUUUCCCCAUCGCACUGCAUUUGGAUAAAACGUUCCCGUCACCGCCAUUAUUUCCCUCUGGGGAUGCAAGCCACGCUUUAGCCAUCGCUGUAGAAAAGUUGGUGCUAUGUGCAUCGGGCAAAGGUCUGUUCAUUCUCCUACCCAAGGCUAUCAAUAUUCUGGACGCCCGAGGCAAGGACUACUUUGUGAGCACAAGGUCCCGUUGGUUCGGCAAACCUUUACAAGACCUUGAGAUUACAGACCCUCAGGAGGUGGAAAAAACAAAAGACGCCUUGAAAGCCGAGCUUGAGGUCUUUUUUCGGAUGCUCGCUGGAAGGGAGGGCAAGGAAGGUCCCUUUCUGGAGGGUAAACAAGCUGGGUAUGCAGAUUUCAUACUGGUAACAUUUCUUUCUUGGAGCCAUAGAGUGGAUAAGAAGCUCUGGACGGAAAUCAUGGCAAUGGGCAGUGGUGAGUUUCAGGUGCUCUGGGAUGCCUGCUCUGCAUGGAUGGAAGGCCAAGGGGAGGAUAUUGAAGUGCCGAUUCCUCCCGAUGGUUCAGGAGUUUAA